AUGGCGACGUCUCGUGCCGCGCCCCUUGCUGGAGGCAUCGUUGUGGAGCAGGUGCUGACUCGAGUGCACAGGUGGUGGAGCGGCGUGGUUUCUAACGCAUCAUCGACGACGGGUCUCGGCGGUAUGGCGCAAUGGAGUUUCGGCGACGGGUGCAUGUGGAUGGACGCGUGCAUGAUGGUGGCACUGUCUGGCAUCAUGGUGACGUCGAUGAUAGUAUGGCCUAGCGAGAUCGGGUCGGGGCUCGCGCGCCCGCGCCUCGGAGCUCAACGCCGUCGCCGCCCGGACUGCCUCCCCGCCGUCCUCUACGUCGUCGCCUCCUCCCCUGCGCCGACCGUCCCUGAGCCCCGCUGCCCCGUGCCCUACCUUCCCCUCGUGAGCGCCCCUCCUCUCUCCUUCGCUCCCGCGCGCGCCCACGCAUACGAACGCUCGUACGCUCCGUGCGCGCUUCGUUCCGCGCUUGGCAUCGUCGCCGCGACCCCCCUGUUCGCCCGCGCCGCUGCGCCCUGCUCGACCUGCUGCUCCUGCCGGGCCACUGACACCCGCGCCCCCUCGCGCGCACACAGUUCCCGCCAUCGCCCGCGCUCCCUCUGCUUCACGCCCGCUCGACCACUCGUGGUCAUCGCCGUGUCGGCCCCGCACGCUCACCACCUGCCCACGUCGCCGCGGCCCGACCUCGUGCCCGCCGCGCUCCGCCCUACCUUCGCUGCGGCCUCACCUCGUAACCCCCUCCUGCUCCGAUCACUGCCCCGCCUCUCUCUGCCGCUGUGGCUCGCGGCUGCCCGCGCACCCCACUCGCCGCCUCCUCUGCUGCUGGCCGCUGCUCCGCCCCGUCCCUGGCCACCGGCCCUAUGCCGCUCCGCCACACGCAGCGCCCCGCUGCUCCUCCGUCACCGCCGCCGCCGGUCACCUGCCCUGAGGCCGCCACCGGCCAUGGCCUCCACCGGCGCCCUCCAUGACGCCCGUGCAUAUCGGGUCGGGGCUCGCGCGCCCGCGCCUCGGAGAGCUCAACGUCGUCGCCGCCCGGACUGCCUCCCCGCCGUCCUCUACGUCGUCGCCUCCUUCCCUGCGCCGGCCGUGCCCGUCAACCUCCCCGAGCCCCGCUACCCCGUGCCCUACCUUCCCCUCGUGAGCGCCCCUCCUCUCUCCUUCGCUCCCGCGCGCGCCCACGCGUACGAACGCUCGUCCGCUCCGUGCGCGCUUCGCUCCACGCUCGGCAUCGCCGUAGCGACCCCCCUGUUCGCCCGCGCCGCUGCGCCCUGCUCGACCUGCUGGUCCUGCCGGGCCACUGACACCCGCGCCCCCUCGCGCGCCCGCAGUCCCCGCCAUCGCCCGCGCUCCCUCUGCUUCACGCCCGCUCGGCCACUCGUGGCCAUCGCCGCGUCGGCCCCGCACCCUGCUCACCAGCUGCCCACGUCGCCGCGGCCCGACCUCGCGCCCGCCGCGCUCCGCCCUACCUUCGCUGCGGCCUCAUCCCGUAACCCCCUCUUGCUCCGAUCACUGCCCCGCCUCUCUCUGCCGCUGUGGCUCGCGGCUGCCCGUGCACCCCACUCACCGCCUCCUCUGCUCCUGGCCGCUGCUCCGCCCCGUUCCUGGCCACCGACCCUAUGCCGCUCCGCCACAUGCAGCGCCCCGCUGCUCCUCCGUCGUCGCCGCCGGUCACCUGCCCUGAGGCCGCCACCGGCCAUGGCCUCCGCCGGCGCCCUCCAUCACGCCCGAUCAAAUUUUGAAAGAUUGAGGAAGUACAGGGGGCUGCCGGACCUGCAAGAGGAGGUCGUCACAUGA
This is a messenger RNA of Aegilops tauschii subsp. strangulata, 1782 nucleotides long. NCBI's taxonomy places the organism in Eukaryota, Viridiplantae, Streptophyta, Magnoliopsida, Poales, Poaceae. The record is from RefSeq and is a predicted model, not a curated record.